Molecule: messenger RNA, 548 nt
Organism: Thamnophis sirtalis
Lineage: Eukaryota; Metazoa; Chordata; Lepidosauria; Squamata; Natricidae
Source: RefSeq, a predicted model, not a curated record
UACUGAUUUCUCCAUGGCAUCCUCUGAGCAGAAAAAAAAGCCACUCACCCAUGCUGCCUUACGUGAGAAAUUACUGAAAGAAGAAGAGCUGGGAACGUGGCCGAGUCAUGUGCUUGCAACUGAAAUCACAGGAAGACAGGUGUUAUGCAAGAAGCAGGAAGAUGCAGCAAACAGAAAUGAAAGAAGAAAUGCACUAUGCUAAUAAACAGCUGAUGAUGCUUCGACAGGCAGCUUUAAAGCAUCUCUUAAGUACUGAACACUUGCAAUACCAGCUGGAAUUUAACCAUUUGGGAAUGUCAUUCUAUGCCGAAAGGCUUUGAGAAUCUCAAACAUCUGUAACAGUUUGGGCUGUAAUAAGUAGGGCUGACAAAAUGAAGAGCUUAUCUGCCGUCAUGAGAUGUUAUCUCCAGAAAUCCAGUUUCUUCUUGUGAUUGAUAAUAUAAACCUGAAAAGUAGCUGGGAGGAGAGAAACAUUUUUUUACAUACUUCUUCAUCAAGGGGAAGGAAAGGGCUUAGGCAAUGACAGGAAGCAAGUUGACUUCACAGGG